Zasmidium cellare ATCC 36951 is the source of this 654-nucleotide messenger RNA. RefSeq lists its product as uncharacterized. Gene Ontology annotation, cellular component: membrane. The record is from RefSeq and is a predicted model, not a curated record. Lineage: Eukaryota; Fungi; Ascomycota; Dothideomycetes; Mycosphaerellales; Mycosphaerellaceae. The coding region runs from base 1 to 654 and encodes 217 amino acids. The transcript is spliced from 3 exons.
AUGGAGAAGGUAUUAAGGAGACGGGCUUCUGUGCCUGAAGACUUUGGAACGACAACCCUCGAACUGGACACACUUGAUCAGAAUACGACUCGCAUUUCAUACAUUGAACUGGAUCGCAGGGCAAUUCGCAGAGCAGUGAUGAGCAGGAGUGACGACCGCCGCCUGGCGAUCAUUCGAGUCUUGCGAGUUUUUCAUAUCAUCAUUGGCCCGAUCCUGAUUGGUCUCGCAGCCUCCCUUCUCAGACAAUACCGUGUCCUUCGCAGCUCUUGCGAUGGCGACUUCGAAUCGCCAGACUGUGAGGUAUACCAAAAGGCCGUCGGUGCAUUCAGAUACUGCGUCUUUCCCGGCAUCUGGAGCAUUGUUCAAGGCAGCGUUGGGUUGUGGGCCACGUACUCGCAGAUCAAGCUUCUAAACACGAUGAUCAUCAUCGACAGCAUGGCGGCUGGUUUCCACAUGGGCGCUGGAUGUACUUUGGCGGCUAUGCUGAAUGGGUGGAGUUGUGAGAAAGGCCUCGACUCAGGAGAACGUUUGUGUGACCAGUUCUACACGGCGGUCGCCUUCUUCUUCAUCGGGGUAGUUGCCAGCUAUGGGAUCAUGCCUCUCUGGUGUCAGUGUAAAGUCCUUCGACGAGUGCGUGAAAGCACCGACGGUUGA